CUUAAAAUGACCGUGUGAAUUCAGUGGAAUAAAUGGCGUCCAAAGUAACUGAUGCUAUAGUUUGGUACCAGAAGAAGAUUGGCGCAUAUGAUCAACAAAUAUGGGAAAAAUCAGUAGAGCAAAGAGAAAUAAAGGGUUUGAGAAACAAACCAAAGAAAACAGGACAUGUGAAACCAGACCUCAUAGAUGUUGAUCUUGUAAGAGGAUCUGCUUUUGCUAAAGCAAAACCUGAAAGCCCUUGGACAUCUCUGACCCGCAAAGGAAUCGUGAGAGUUGUUUUCUUUCCGUUCUUCUACAGGUGGUGGCUACAAGUAACAUCAAGGGUCAUCUUUUUCUGGCUGCUUGUUCUUUACCUUCUUCAAGUUGCUGCUGUAGUGUUAUUCUAUACAGCCCAAAGCCCACAUAAUAUACCUCUGACUGAAGUAAUUGGGCCAAUAUGGCUAAUGUUGCUACUUGGAACUGUGCAUUGUCAGAUUGUUUCAACACGAACUCCUAAGCCACCCCCCAGCACAGGGGGUAAAAGAAGAAGGAAAUUAAGGAAAGCAGCACAUUUGGAAGUACAUAGGGAAGGAGAUGGCUCUAGUACCACAGAUAACACACAGGAGGGAACAGUGCAGAGCUACGGUACAAGCACUUCUUGCAGUAUUGGCGCUGUCUUCAGAGAUAUCUGGCAUGCUGCUUUCUUUUUAUCAGGAUCUAAGAAAACAAAGAUCUCAAUAGAUAAAUCCACGGAGACUGAUAAUGGGUACGUGUCCCUUGAUGGGAAAAAGACAGGUAAAAGCAGUGAAGAAUGUAUGCAGGCUCAUGAGCGUCGAUGCGAGGUGAUUAAACCAGAAGAGUCGGGGUGGAGCACUGCCACAGUGAGAGAAGCCUUCAGCAAUCAUAGUCAUCACAAAGACACUCACAGGGCUGUGACAAAUUUAUCAGAUGAAGUUUCUAGUGAGGAGGGGCCUGAAACUGGGUAUUCUUUACGUCGCAAUGUAGACCGUGCUUCUAGUGAUUGUAUACUUCGAAACAGGAAAUCUCACCAUUAUAAGAAACACUAUCCCCUGGAGGAUACACCUAAAUCAGGUACUAGCUGCAGUUCUCGGUGUUCAAGCUCCAGACAAGACUCUGAGAGUACGAGACCAGAAUCGGAAACUGAAGAUGUGCUGUGGGAGGACCUCUUACACUGUGCAGAGUGCCACUCUUCCUGUACCAGUGAGACAGAUGUAGAAAGCCCUCAAGUGAAUCCAUGUGUCAAGAAAGAGUACAGAGAUGACCCGUUUCAUCAGAGUCAUUUGCCUUGGAUCCACAGUUUGAAUCCAGGACUAGAAAAAAUAAGUGCAAUUGUAUGGGAGGGCAAUGACUGUAAGAAAGCAGAUAUGUCUGUGCUUGAAAUCAGUGGCAUGAUAAUGAACAGAGUGAACAGCUAUAUACCAGGAAUUGGUUAUCAGAUUUUUGGCAACGUCAUAUCUUUAAUCUUGGGUUUAAUGCCAUUUGUCUUUCGACUUUCCCAAGCUAAAGAUUUGGAACAACUAGCUACACAUUCUGCCACAGAACUUUGUAUGACUGCGUUUGGAUCAAAUGGAGACAUUCUACUUCUCUCAAUGGUGGUUAUAAGUUUUGUGGUCCGUGUGUCUCUCGUGUGGAUUUUCUUUUUUCUGCUAUGUGUAGCAGAGAGGACAUACAAACAGAGGCUACUUUUUGCCAAACUUUUUGGUCAUCUAACAUCUGCCAGGAGGGCAAGAAAAUCAGAGGUUCCUCACUUCCGCCUGAAGAAAGUACAGAACAUAAAAAUGUGGCUUUCUCUCAGGUCCUAUCUAAAGCGUCGGGGACCUCAACGCUCAGUUGAUGUGAUAGUUUCAUCUGCCUUCCUACUGACUAUCUCAGUUGUGUUUAUCUGUUGUGCCCAGCUGCUUCACAUGCAUGAGAUCUUCCUUGAUUGUCACUACAAUUGGGAACUUGUAAUUUGGUGCAUUUCACUAACUCUUUUUCUCUUAAGAUUUGUUACUCUUGGAUCUGAAACUAGUAAAAAGUACAGCAAUACCUCAAUAUUACUUACUGAGCAGGUGAGAAUUCAUAUAAAAACCCAAAACCAACCAAACAAAAGGACAAACAAGACUUACCCCUCAGAUUCUUUUAAAAUGUUUCACAGAUAA
Molecule: messenger RNA, 2141 nt
Organism: Nestor notabilis (Kea)
Lineage: Eukaryota; Metazoa; Chordata; Aves; Psittaciformes; Psittacidae
Gene: PHTF2
Product: putative homeodomain transcription factor 2
Exons: 15
Coding region: 33-2141 (702 amino acids)
Cellular component (GO): endoplasmic reticulum
Source: RefSeq, a predicted model, not a curated record